AUGAAGCUUCUCCUCCUAAUAACAUUUGCCGCAGCCAUCUGCUAUGUGAGUAUCUGUUCAUCUGUAGGGCUUUCUGUCUGACAAACUAAACAGUUCAUGUAACUUCUGCUCUUUCAAUUUGUUGCAGGCCAAGGCAGACAAAGUAAGACACAUUCAUUACGAUAAAGUAAAGAUGAUUUGUUCCAUAAUCUCUGAAGGCUCAUGGUUAAUGUCUUAAGUUGUUUGUCCCCCUGUUACGCAGUCACACAGGCUGUUGGCGGCCAUCAUGGCAGGUAUGAACGGAGGAAUGGCGAAUGGAGUGAUACCUAUCAGGAUGGCUGGAGGCCUGAACCCUCCGAUGGUGGCUGUUGGUGGGGCAGGUUUUGCAGCACAGCCACAGUUUGCACAGGUCAGUCUGCCAUACAAAAAUGUACCGCAAUAAUCAAACUACACCACUGGAUGGUGCUCUUCUGUUGUCUUUCUUCAUCUUUACUCGUGUUAAGAACAGACAAAAAAACUGAACACUUCAGUUAAAGUUUAAUUGGCUAAACUUAAACAGCAGUUGGAAUACAACGAUUUCAGAACAAAUAUUCAGUCUGAUUUCCUAAAUCAGCAGUACAGGUGAACUCCAAUAACCCUGAUAGAAAUGUAAAGUAAAAUGAUACCCUCUUUAUUUCCUCCUAAGUUUGUUCCUGGAGCUACUGCUUACAUCGUCCCAGUCCCAGUUUCCAGUGCAUACACCCUUCCUGCAGGCAAUAACGUAAGUGUUGCACAUGUUGCAGAGAUGCCUUUCAUACGAUCAGGUAUUUUUCAGGUUUUAUAGAUCUGCCUUAUAUGUUUUCAGGUUCCUUUCAUUGGAGGCCCCAACAUUCCACCAAUGAAUCCUCCUCAGCAGCCUCUGAUGGUAUAAAAAAAUAUCACAUAUUGUAGGAUGACCUGAUGCGACUGCACAAAAAUACCUACAUCUUAUUGUUUCUGUUUAGGGGAUUGCUGGUGGCACCAUGCAGCAGCAGCUUGUUCCUCUGUCUGAUUCAUUUAGAAGAUUCAGGGUAAGUAAAAGUAAAAACAUUAAUGUCGACCAAUGCUCUUGAAAAACGCUCUGGCUUACUGUUGUUCUUUCACUCUGCAGCGUCAGAUAAGGAAACUAGGAAAUACUCUGACGACCACUGUGGAUACUCAGGUAAAACUGUGUGGAUUAAAAAGAAGAACAACAUUGCAAACAUCAUCAUAGGUUCAUGAUUUCAGUGCCUUUAAUUCCUGUGUAUUCACUCAGUGUCUGCCUCCUCCCCUUUAUUUCCUCAGAUUCCAGCUCCGACUGAAACACUGGCACCAACUGCUUGCAACAAAGAGGGCCACCAUGAAGACAACAAGAGUGUUACUAACAGCCUUUAA
Molecule: messenger RNA, 1371 nt
Organism: Xyrichtys novacula (pearly razorfish)
Lineage: Eukaryota; Metazoa; Chordata; Actinopteri; Labriformes; Labridae
Source: the annotation of a GenBank genome assembly